UUUAAAGAGGGUAUUUUAGGAAAAUCAAGUUAUCCUCAGUAUGUAAACAUGAUAAGAAGCAAGAAAUAUCAGAAGCAGAAGGCUAAAAUGGCUAUGGCGAGAGCCCUCCUCUCAUCUCCGCAUCUUCUUCUCUGUUCUCAAAGCAGAGAAGCCUUGGCAUCUAAGCGGAAUGGCCUUUGCCCAUCAAGCAGAUUGCUCGGCACUAGGAAUUUUGUUUCCAGAGGUACUCACAGUCACGGAAGUUUUGCCCCCAUUGCUUCUAUGCUUGAAAGAAAGGCUGAGAAAAGAAAGACUGUCAUCCCUGAUCCAGAUUUUCGAAUUCCCAUUGUCUUACUUGGCUUAGCAGGUGGGUUUGUGUACCAAGACAAGCUGCUUCCAGCUGCUAUAACAGGCUUACUUGGAUUACUUCUGCUACUCCAGGCAACCAGAGUGAGAUUUGUCUUUGAUGAGGAGGCCCUGGAAGUAAGAAUUGGAGAACAACUUCAAGAGUCAGGUGAAAAUGUGUUUGUUGGCGGGAAGAACCGUUGGAAGUAUUCAACAUUUGUGAACUGGGAGCUUUGGUGGCCUAAUUUUCCUAUUUUAGUGUACUUCAAGGAGACGCAGACAAAACCAGAAGGACAGAUUCACUUCUUUCCAAAUGGAAAACAGUUAUAUAAUGUUAUGCUGGAGCGAGCUGGACCAUCGAAGACUAGUUUGCCCAAAUAGUUCUAAUUGAAAGCACAGACAAUAUGCACUGGAGCUCAGCCAAUUUUUGUUUGUCUUGCUGAAUUUUAAGUACAGCCUGGCCUUUUAUUAUCCGAACUGGUCAGAUGAUCCUCUGAUGAAUUUUAAUUUUAAAAUAUUAGCAAUUUCUCUAUUGAAUUCUGAUAUGUCCUGCUGCAGAAAAAGCUCAAUAAUGGUGAUUAUAAUCUUUCUGAUUGCCUUCAGUUCAUUAUUUCUUUCAUUCAUAUAGAAUUAUGUAUAAUUACGAUCCAGAUGUAUUGUGGAAUGAACGGUUUUAUUAUUUGAUUUAAUUUUAUUUGACA
Dendrobium catenatum is the source of this 1025-nucleotide messenger RNA. RefSeq lists its product as uncharacterized. The record is from RefSeq and is a predicted model, not a curated record. The transcript is spliced from 8 exons. Lineage: Eukaryota; Viridiplantae; Streptophyta; Magnoliopsida; Asparagales; Orchidaceae. Bases 49 to 705 code for a protein of 218 amino acids.